AUGUCAGAUUAAGUGAAAGAAUUAAUUGAGGAAAUGAUUCCUAAUGUGAGUAUAUUUACAAUAAAUUUAAGAUUAGAGAAGAAAUCAUUAAAGAGUUGAAACCUUAAUAUGAAACUCAAUUUUAAGAGUAAUUGAAUUAAGCCAAAUAAGAAAUUACAGGUUCAUAAUUCAUUAGUAAUUAAUUGGCAGAAAAACGAAGAGAGGUUUUUCAUUUCAUAUAUAAUGAUAGCUAGCAUAAUAGAUUAUGAAUUAAAUUGAGUAAGAAUUUGAAUAAGAAAAACAAUCUUUGAUUCAUAAUGUUUCUGUAAGUUUAAGUAAAAGUAGAUCAAUGCAAGUCUUGGAAUAAUAGUAUUAAUUUAUUAGAAUAGAUUAGAUUGAGAUAAAAAAUAUAAAAAGAAUAUACAGGUUAUGUGGAAGAAGAAGUGAGAAAGAAAAUCCAUUUAAUCAAAUUGAAUUGUUAAAAAAGUUAUGAAGAGGAUAGAAUUGAGAUGAAAAAUUAAAUGACUAAUGAAUUUACUGAAAGAUUAUAAAUUCAUUUAGAUUAGCUUGAAUAAAGUAUUAUCCAUUUAUAGUUCCAAAGCAAAAUCAUAAUUGACCGUUGACUAUUAGAAUUAAAGAGAGAAAUUAUUAAGAAUAGAAGCUGAAACUAAAUAAUUCUAAUCUUAAAAAGAAAAUCAAGAAAAUACAUAUGGAUAACAGAUAUAAGAAAUACAUGAAUAGAUCAAAUUAUUACAAGAUUAAUUAUCAUAAAUUAAGGCUUUAAAACAUUAAGCUAUUAAAAUAAAACCUCAAAAAAAAGAAAUAAUUUAACCUUAACAAUAAGAUACAUAAUCUUAAUUAUCACCUUAUCAAUCAGUUAUAAAAAAUUAAGUACUUUAAGAAUGUUUAAUUUAUGAAGGAUUGAAUAUAGCCAAUUUUGAUGAAUUGCCAGAUUUAUUUCAUUUAGAAAUUAAAUAAAAUGGAAUUGAUUCUAAAUAAACAGCUUAAAAUCUGAUUCCAUAAUAUGAAUCAAAUCAUAUUUAAAAAUCAGAAGUAGCAUAAACUAUAAAUACUUAAAUUAAUACUCAUGAUAGUUAAAUUAUUUCAUUCAAUAUAUCAUAACCAUCAAUAGUUAAGAAUACUAUUAAUCAAACUUAAAAUAAUACAUGUUCUACAUAAUAAAAGUAAUAGAUUUCUUAACAAUAAUAAAUUUAAAAGUAAUCAUAAAUUUAAUAAGAAAAAGAAAAUGAUCCUUCUAUAUAAGGUAAUUAUAAUUUUCCAAAACGAUCUUCAUAAUCUCCUAAUUAAUAAAGGAAUAGUUAAGAUGAAUAAUAAACUAAAAAAUCUUCAUUUAUUAAUUAAUCAACAAUAAUAGAGAAAUUAGAAAAUUUGUGUAAAGAAAAGAUUAGAUAAUCUCAAACAAAUUCCAAUUAAAGAUAAUCUAAAAUAUUAUUACCUUAAGAUCAUUUUGAAGAACUCUUUUAGAUAGAUUCAAAAGAUAAUCAAACAACAAGAAACAUUAAAUUAUUAAGAUAAGAGCUUUAAACAAAAUUUUUAGAAGAUAUAUAAUUAGAAGAUUAUUAUUUCUAAUAAAUUAGUUUCUUUAAAUUAAAUUUUGUUUAAUAAUAUCCAAAAAAUUAGUAAACUUAAAUUACAGAAAAGAUAUAAUAAUUAAUAUCAAUUUGGAAUAAAGGUCAUUUAUCAUUUUCAGAAAGAAUAGAUUAUAUUAAAAGAAUUAUUAAUAGUUCAAAUUCUACUUAUGAAUUAGAAUAGAUUUUAGAAGAAUGUUUAAUGUAUUAUUAAUAAAGUAAAUUUAUAUAAAAUAUAAAAAUUAGAUGAAUUAUUAAUAGAGAAACUUUAAUAGAGAUAAUCAUUUAGAUCUUAGAUAAUGAAAGAAAAUUAUUUAUGUUAAAAAAAUAAAAAAGUUUUUGCAGCAUUAAAAAGUUUAACUUAUGAAAUUAAAUGUUUACUUAAAUAUAAAUUCUUUUGGAGAGAAGUUGAUGUUGAUUAGAUUAUUAUGAUUGAUUAGUUUGAAUAAUAAUUAAUAGAAAGAGAAGAAAUGAAAGAAGAAAUAAAAAGGAAAGUCGAAAAAAAGUUUAAAUGA
This is a messenger RNA of Paramecium primaurelia, 2083 nucleotides long. The record is from the annotation of a GenBank genome assembly. Lineage: Eukaryota; Ciliophora; Oligohymenophorea; Peniculida; Parameciidae.